ACUAAAGCAAAGCUUGCAAUUUCCCUUUUCCCCUCAACAAAUCAUCCUACUUUGAUCAUAAAAAAAAUCAAUCAAACCCCCUCAAUUCCUCCUCAACAACCACAACCAUCGUCAUUUUUUGCUGCCCCUAAUUCAAAUUAUUUGUAGUCAAAUUCGGACUCCGAUUUUUUUUCAGUACUAAUCAUUUGUUGGUAGCAGAAUAGAUCCCUUCAUAUUAUUUUUUUCCGUACUACAUUUUUAGAAUCCGUCGAGCAAAAAUGGAAUACGCCAACGGACAUGUCAACGGCCACGUGGAGGAUUUUUGCACGCAAAAGAACUCCGGCGUAGUGCAUGACCCGUUACACUGGAACGUGGCGGCGGAAUCGUUAAAGGGUAGUCACCUUGACGAAGUUAAGGGCAUGAUCGACGAGUUCAACAAGCCAGUGGUCCGGCUCGGCGGCGAGACGCUGACGAUAGCCCAGGUAGCGGCGAUAGCGGCUUCCAACGGCGAGGUUAAGGUGGAGCUGUCGGAGGGAGCCAGGGCCGGCGUGAAGGCCAGCAGCGAUUGGGUGAUGGACAGCAUGGUUAAGGGUAAAGAUAGUUACGGCGUCACCACCGGGUUCGGUGCGACGUCGCACCGGAGAACCAAAGAAGGCGGAGCUCUUCAGAAGGAACUUAUUAGAUUCUUGAAUUCUGGGAUUUUCGGAAACGGGACGGAUUCAGGUCACACAUUGCCUCAUUCAGCCACAAGAGCCUCCAUGCUCGUUAGGAUAAACACUCUGCUUCAGGGAUACUCUGGCAUCAGGUUUGAGAUUUUGGAAGCCAUUACCAAGCUGCUUAACCACAACAUCACCCCUUGUUUGCCCCUCCGUGGAACGAUCACGGCUUCUGGCGAUUUGGUCCCCUUGUCCUACAUUGCCGGAUUGGUAACAGGGCGACCUAAUUCCAAGGCUGUUGGACCUGAUGGACAGUUGAUUGAUGCUUCUGAGGCGUUCCGUCUGGCCGGAAUCAGCUCCGGCUUUUUUGAGCUCCAGCCGAAAGAAGGGCUUGCGCUUGUUAAUGGCACUGCUGUUGGUUCUGGCUUGGCUUCCAUUGUUCUUUUCGAGGCCAACAUCCUAGCUGUUCUUGCUGAAGUUUUAUCAGGACUUUUUGCUGAAGUGAUGCAGGGGAAACCAGAGUUUACCGACCAUUUGACUCAUAAGUUGAAGCAUCAUCCUGGCCAAAUUGAGGCUGCUGCAAUUAUGGAACACAUUCUGGAUGGAAGCUCUUUCGUGAAAGAAGCCCAAAAGAUUCAUGAAAUGGACCCCUUACAGAAGCCUAAACAAGAUCGUUAUGCUCUCAGGACAUCGCCUCAGUGGCUUGGUCCAUUGAUCGAAGUCAUCAGGGCGUCGACGAAAUCAAUUGAAAGGGAGAUCAAUUCAGUGAAUGAUAAUCCCCUGAUUGAUGUUUCCAGGAACAAGGCCUUACACGGAGGCAACUUUCAAGGUACACCAAUUGGAGUCUCAAUGGAUAACACUCGUCUCGCAAUCGCCUCCAUUGGGAAGCUUAUGUUUGCUCAAUUCUCUGAGCUGGUUAAUGACUUCUACAACAAUGGAUUGCCUUCGAAUCUAUCCGGAGGCCGGAAUCCAAGCCUGGAUUACGGAUUCAAAGGCGCUGAAAUCGCGAUGGCGGCGUAUUGUUCCGAGCUUCAGUUCCUGGCCAAUCCAGUCACAAACCAUGUCCAGAGUGCUGAGCAACAUAAUCAGGAUGUUAAUUCGUUAGGAUUGAUCUCGUCGAGGAAAACAGCCGAGGCCGUGGACAUCUUGAAGCUCAUGUCUACAACUUUUUUGGUUGGAUUGUGCCAGGCAAUUGAUCUCAGGCACCUUGAGGAGAACCUGAAGGCCACAGUGAAGAACACAGUGAGUUCAGUGGCCAAGAAAGUCCUGACAAUGGGGUACCAAGGCGAAUUGCACCCGUCGCGCUUCUGCGAGAAAGAUCUGCUCAAAGUGGUGGACAGAGAGCAUGUGUUUGCCUACAUUGAUGAUCCUUGCAGUGGAACCUACCCUCUGAUGCAAAAGCUAAGACAAGUCCUGGUGGAGCACUCUUUGGCCAAUGGCGAAAGGGAAAAAGUCGCAACCACAUCAAUCUUCCAAAAGAUCAGUGCUUUUGAGGAAGAAUUGAAGGCCAUUUUGCCUAAGGAAGUGGAGAAUGCGAGGUGUGAAUUGGAGAAUGGAAAGUCCGGCAUAGCAAACCGCAUCAAGGAUUGCAGGUCCUACCCAUUAUACAAGUUUGUGAGGGGAGAAUUGGGGGCCAGUUUCCUAACUGGUGAGAAAGUUACCUCUCCUGGAGAGGAGUUUGACAAGGUAUUCACUGCCAUUUGUGAAGGGAAAUUGAUUGCUCCAUUGAUGGAUUGCUUGAAAGAGUGGAAUGGUGCUCCUCUUCCAAUAUCCUGAGAAAAUGUGAUCAUUGUUUUUGUGCAGAAUGCAUUUACAUUUAGUACACUGGAAAAAGGAAAAGUAAAUUUGCGUCAUUUUCUCUCAAAAAUAUCUUCCUCCUUUUUAAACUUUUUUUUUAAAAAAAAAAUUUCUUUUAAUUAGAGAUGUAUUGACCUACUAGUUUCAUCCUUUGUAUUUUUAUAUUUCAUUAAUCCGUUACCAAAUCAUGAAACUCAACAAUUGUAUUAUGCGAAUAGUAUUCUUCAACAUGAACGUGAUAAAUUAAAUUCAAGAAUUUUUGAAUACUAGUUCCUUCAAUAUUCUUUCCACUAAAAUGUCAGUGUGUAAUUAGAUGUAGAAAGAGUAAAAAUUAAGCUCACCUUUUCAGCUUUUCCUUUUCUUGCACAUCUUACCUGACAGCAACAUCAAUAGAGAUAGUGAACUCAUUUAAUAAAAUGAUUCGGCCAUUGAUGUACAUCUCUUUUUUUCUUUUUCCUUAUUUUAAAGUUUUAUUUUGUUGUACUAACAAAUUAUAUUUGUUUGAAACUAUCGUGCAAUAUGUAGC
Molecule: messenger RNA, 2958 nt
Organism: Oldenlandia corymbosa var. corymbosa
Lineage: Eukaryota; Viridiplantae; Streptophyta; Magnoliopsida; Gentianales; Rubiaceae
Source: the annotation of a GenBank genome assembly